This is a messenger RNA of Coregonus sp. 'balchen', 9067 nucleotides long. Lineage: Eukaryota; Metazoa; Chordata; Actinopteri; Salmoniformes; Salmonidae. The record is from the annotation of a GenBank genome assembly.
CCACAGGGACGCGAUGACAUCACUGGGUGAUAAAGGCUCUGUCCAGACACAGACCAAGGUCCUGUCCCAGGGCUGCUGGACGCAGGUCAGCUGUCCCUGCUGUGUGUCUGAGCAGGUGGAGCCCCUGGUCUACAUCAAGCUGUCAAACAACAUCGAGCCUGUCACCAAGAGGUGGCUCAUCUCCCUGAUUGAAGCCUCAAAGAGACACGGAGGUGAGAGGUCAUGUCGGAUAGGGUCAUCAGCUGAUCAGAUGUCUGACUGUACUUCAGUCUGUGUUGCUUGUUUUGUUCCAGCCGAGUACUAUUAACACAUCUGAUUCAGUUGAUUCCCCUGGGCUUGAUGGUUAGUUUAUUGAAUCAAGAGUUUCAAAGUAGUGUACCCACAUCCAGUGAAUACUUUAUGCAUCUGAGUUAAGCCUAACAAAGACUUUUGACUCAAAUGUUGCACAAUACAACUGCGGGGGCAUUCAUCAGUGCGCGGGUAUCUUAGUUUAUUAGUUAAAUUAGGUGUGUCAAUAAGAACUGGGCUGAAACAAAAGCAUGUACACCCUCUAAAAUCACUGCAGUAGAGGCAGGAGUACUGAAGUUGACCCUCUCUCCUCCUCCCUGGACUAGGAGCAGCUUUGCUGGCCCACCCUGGAGAGGAUGAGUGUGGGGAUGUGAUUGUGGUGUCUGCUCCUCGCUGCACCCUCCUCAAAGCCACAGAGGACCUGGGUCUGUGUAAGAAAUACCGCAAUGAAGAGAUGGUUGCGUUCGCCUACCACGACAGAGACAACUUCAGCAAUGUUGGUAAGAAUGUUUGUAAUGGUGAGUAGAGAGAUAUUAAUGGUAAUAGCAGUUAAUAACACAGGUAAUAACACCACUCACACAUGGACAAAGCUGUGGAUGCAAGGAUGUCUAUGGUGGUUUAUAUUGUUUGUCUAGAAAUACCCAAAUAAAAAAAAUUAAAAAAUUGACUAAUACAGUAUCAUACUUUGAGUUAUGAUUGAAUAAACAAUUGAACAGCAGGAAAACUGCAGUGUGGCUUUACUGAUUUGGAUAGCAUGUUACUCUGAAACCAUAGCUAGCCAGCUAAGUUAGCAACAACCCUGACAGUGAGCAUCUUAUUAUGUUGGGUUACAGAGUGCAACUAGCUUUCAAAAACGUUUUAAAAACUUUUGAUUAAGCUAGCUAGCUAGGCUAUGUAGCCCAAUGAAUCUCACCCAACAAUCUACAACUGAUUAAUCUUAGUUCAAAUAGAUUUAAUUAGCUAAAUUGUUAACAGAUUAUCACAAUAGCAUACGUGCUAUGAUAUCUUGCUAACUACAGUAGCUAGCAACCAACAGAGCACACUUAAGUGAGCAGUGUAGGAGAGUUGGCAAGCAAAUUUGCAAACUAAACAGGCUAGCUAGCUAGAAAUCUGACUAACUAGCUAGCUAGUAUUCUCUGAAAUCUCCGACCUAUGCUGGAACAUUGGUAACAUUGUGCAGACAACCUGUCGGUCUCUAGAGACUAGCUAGCUAAGCAGGCUAACGCGCCACACCUGCCAAUCGUCAUCCUUACCUCCAAGUGUUUCUUCAGGUUCGAAGUCGAGUCUCUGGAUGUCGACAGCAGCUUUACCAUGGGCAAACAUAGUUUGCUUUGAACUGUUACAUUCCUGCCCUUUUCUUCUUUGAACAAAAAUUGUUAUUUGAAACGCCAUCCAAAAACUGCAUUGCGUUGGCGCGCCAUACCUUUUUAUUUUGUGACCGUGUAUGUUGCUCAGGCAGGAAGAUCAAAGUAGCACUUUUUCAUUUAAUGACUGACGAUAAUAUGAAAGGUAAUUAAGUAAACAGGCAAUCGUUUCAUGGACAUUUGUUUUUCUGCAAACAUCCCUUCUAUAUUUGAAAGUAAUCCUAGAAGUAAUUAUCUACUUUUUCAAAAGUAUCGGUAAUCUGAUUACAAUAUUUUUGCUGGUAACGUAACGGAUUACAUGUAAUCCGUUACUCCCCAACCCUGGUGGUAGUAUAGCCCAAAUGACAUAUUAAAUGUAACAUAUAUGACAGUCUUGAUUGACGCCUGUCGUCUGUGUUACCAGAUGACAUGCAGGAGUUCCUGACAUUAGCGGAGCGUCAGUACAUAGUCAAGAUUGAGCUGGACUCUCUACAGGCCCAGAAGAAGCAGAGAAUCCCUGGAGUGCCAGAUGCUCCUGGGGUCCUGGAGGCCUGGGAGAACAUCUGUGAGUCUUUACGUGUGUGCGUGUGUGUGUGUGUGUGUUUAGGGACGUGAAUAGAGUGAAAUACUAUAAAUGGGGAUGUUGGGUGAUUCCUCACGAAACUAGAACAAAAAAGGACUAUGAUUUUGGGGAUAUUCAUGAAAUGUUAUCCAUAGAAGGGUCCUUCGGAGGAAGGAUUGUUGACAUAUACUUGACAUUUGUAUCUUAAAGCAUAAUUGAGAAAUUAUUAAUUGAAGUUGGAAUAUUUGUGACAUUUUGGCCUUACCCAGGCCUCCAUUAAGACUCCACAAUGUUGUGCUGCAAAGUAGGUGCUACGAGGUGCUACAAAGCAAAAGUUGGUAUCAUAUGAAGCUUUAUCACUUGCUCUGUAAUAUGAGUAGUAUUGUUUGUGCGCAUCUGUGCUAUUCUGCUUACCUCAGCAUGUUCUGUCCCAGAGCACCACCUCUGGUUGAUUAUUUAAGUGCUCUCUCCGGUCCUCUCUCACUGCUCUGUGAUCUACAUUUGUCUGAGAACUACAACACACUGUCCCUUAUGUAUGCUGCCCAAGCAUCUGGCUAUGUUACCUCCUGUAUGUGUAAUAAUGGUAGUUGUAUUGUACAGCUCCCUGACGUAGCCCAUCCGUCCUGUCUGUGCUGUAGGUCAGAAGCUGGAGAGGUUAGGAGUGAUAAAGGACAUCUUCCCUCUGCAUGACCAGCAGAGACUGAAUGACCUCGGCAGAAGUUGGUACUCUAAAAAGCAGAUAUGGAGACAGCCUCUCGGUAAACAACAACAACAUACAGUAAAGACAAAUAGAAAAUAGUUACAUACUGUAUACACACACACACUAGAGCUGGGAUGAUAAACCGAAAAAUUACAGACACCGACACUGCUUUCCUCUUACCGAAGCAUUUUGCUUACGUCUGUGAUUUUGCUACACAACGUUCCUGUAGAUUGUGCUAAAAACAUGAUUUGGUAACAGUAAUAGCAUAUGCAUUAUGUUGAUUCAUGCUGCCUGUCCCUGUUUUUCUGUUGGCUGAUAACUCUCAUUCCCAUCUCCCCACUGUGCGCACAGAGGGAGAGAUGCAUUCUGAGAAGCACAAGCAUAUGACCAUUGCUCAAAAUGCUAUUGUGAGAAAAAUACAGUUUUCAAAGGAACUAGCGUUGUUCUAGUUACAGAGAGGAGAGUUACAGCUUUCUGUGAGUAUAGAAUGUAUUUCUCACCUAUUAAUAUUGAGUUCAUGGCACCACUUUAUAACUGGAAUUGUAGCCUAGGCCUAGUGCUGGAACGUUUUUUGUAGGACAUUACUGAGCCUACAUUUACUUAGCCUACAUGGCUAUAUAGCAACAAUAUCAUAUUUAGAGUUAGCAGUCUAGCUAAGUGUUUAGAGUUCCCACUUCCUCAGGUGGUGAAUAAUACAGCCUAUAGGCCAGUAUGCACAAAGAUGUUGGCAAAUUCUCUGAAGAGCCAGAAACAAAUCUGAUAAUUAUGGAUCCUAUUUUGACAGGUUACACAUCAAAAUCUCAAUCAUGCAUUUCCUGGAUAUGUUCGAUGAAAUAGCUUACUUUUUUAAUCAUAGGCUACCAUCUCAGUUGUUUUACUUGGCACUGACAAAAAAUGAUCUAUAGCCCUACCACUAACGUAAAGUAACUGUCCAUUUACAUUUUCUUUAUUAUUGUUGUAUGUUGUUGUUAUUGGGCAAAAUAGUUACAUUUAUCGUGAUAUGACUUUUUGCCCAUAUCGCCUAGCUCUAGCACCUCCCGGAUGUUUUUUAUUGUCAUUUAUCGCUGAUUUAUCAUUAUCGCAAAAACUGGGUCAAUUUAUUGUGAUAUGGACUUACUCCUUUGUCCUACUAAUAAUCUCUCUCUUCCUGUGCAGAUGCAAUACAUUCAUAUUUUGGAGGCACUGUGGCGUUUUACUUCAGUUUUCUAGACUUCUACACCUGGGCCCUGGUGCCCCCUGCCUUCCUGGGCCUGGUCCUGACCUUUCUGCUGCCUGGAGGGGGUGGGGUGGUAAAGGAGCAGGCCGGGGAGGGGGUGAUGGAGGAAGACAACGAUGGCCCCUCGGUCAGCGGUCACAUGGUACAGGCUGUAUUCAGCAUGCUAUGGUCCACGCUGUUCAUUGAGUUGUGGAAGCGCCGGAGCUCCUCCCUCUCCCACCGCUGGGGCACACUGAACCUGGCAGAGCGCUUCUCAGAGCCCCGCCCUGGCUUCCACGGCACCCUGGGGUUCAACCCUGUGACAGGCCGUCUGGAGCCCCUAUUCCCGGAGUGGCAGAGGCAGCUGCGUGUGGGCCUGGUGUCGUUGCCCCUAGUAGGGCUGUUCCUGGGACUGGUGGUGCUGGGCAUGACAGGCUUCUACCACGGAGAGGCCCUGGUACAGGGCUUCCAUCAGGACAGUGGCUCCCUGUUCUCUGGAGCUCUGCUCUACCUGCCCUCCAUGGCCCACAUUGUCUACACCAACAUGCUGGGGAAUGUGUACCACACUGUGGCCAUGCAACUGACCGAGUGGGGUGAGAGAGGGCACUGGGCAUUGGGGAGGGAGAUGGGUUAGAUAGGGAAGAGAUGAUAGAGAAGGGGUUAGAGAAGAGGGAGAGAGAAAAUGUGUUCACCAAAGAGCAGAGAGUCAUAGAAUAAUAGUGAAUGCAAUUGGAUUCAAAGUAUCACAAUUUAUUUGUGAUAAAUCCACUGAAAAUCAGUCUUAUUUCCCCUCAUAGAAAACCACAGAGAGGAGUCCUCCUUCCAGAACCAGCAUACCACCAAAGUCCUCCUGGUCAGUCAGUCUUCCUUCCCCAUCUGUCAGUAGUACUCCUCCUCCUCCUCCUCCUCCUCCUCCGAGAAAGGUACUCUAGCUGUUAAAAGCGUUGGGCCAGUAAACAAAAGGUAGCUGGAUCGAAUCCCAGAGCCGACUAAGUGAUAGAUCUGUUGAUGUGCCCUUGAGCAAGGCAUUUAACCCUAAUUGCUCCUAUAAGUUGCUCUGGAUAAGAGCAUCUGCUAAAUGACACAUGUAAAAAAUGAUGCAGAGCUAAAUGUAUUGUGAUACAGGUAAGUGUACUGUGCAGAUAGUAUCAGCUGUUUAUGUAUAAGCAGAUCUGGGAGGCAAAUCAGAUACAGUAACACAGGAUUCGUAUUCAUGCCUCCAGAGAUAUUACUUGAAGCCAAAAUCUCCCUCUCUCAUUUUCAGUUUACUUUCUUCAACAACUUUGCUGUGCUAUUCCACAUUGCCUUCUACAAACAGGACCUACCACUACUACGCAAGGUAAGCGAUUUCAGCUGGGCAGCACAGUUUGUCUAUGAGUGGCCAGAGGAAAUGUUAUACAAUAUGGAACUACCUCAUUUUAAAGGGUAGAUAGAUCUAAAAUAGAUUUAUUGAGCUCUACAACAGAACAGAUCAUGUUCUCUCUGUGCGCUGUAUGUGUAAUUGACUUCACAGAGAGAUUGUGUGUGUGUGUGUGUGUGUGUAUAUACAGUAUGUAACUAUUUAUGUUUGUUUACUAUCAAUUUUUGCACACAGAGGCUUGCCUCUCUGCUAAUUUGGAACCAGCUGGUGAACCAGUUUACAGAGGUUGUGGUGCCGUUUAUAGUCGACCGCUUCCUCAGUGCUCCCCAUAAGAAAGAGCAGGAGGACAACCUAGAGGUGGACAAACUCAGAGCUCAGAGAAGCCUUCCACCCUUUCCAGUAAGUCCUUGUAAAAUGUGUUUGUCUGUUUUGUUUUUCUCUGUUUCGCUUCAUUGUUCAUUCCUCGUCUGCCUUGAUUUCUUUGUAUCUGUGCUUUAGGGGGUAGAAUCAAGGUUGGGUGUAUUUGCAUAUGUUCUGUAUGUUGGGUGUCUAUUUGUUUUGGUGUUAUUGCGUCUGUUGCUACGUUUCAGGGCCUGUUUGCGGAGUACAUUGAGUUGCUGCUGCAGUUUGGGUAUUUGAGUCUGUUCUCCUGUGUGUACCCGCUCACCGCCGUCCUCCUGCUCCUCAACAACAUCACAGAGAUCCGAGGGGAUGGCUACAAGAUCUGCAAACUGUUCCGGAAGCCGUUCUCUGCCCCAGUGUCCAACAUUGGGGUGUGGCAGGUUAGGAGGGUUUUGGGCGAGGGAAUGUGAGAAUUUGAACAGAGAGGGCAUUUUUACAGCAGAUAGAAAUGUGUUCUGUAGCUAAAUCUGGUAAAUAAAUAGAUGUAAGCAGCAUGUAGUGGAUAAUGUAAUUUUCUAAUCAGUGCCCAUCUAUGUCACUGUGUACAUUUGCAUGUAUUUGCUUGUGUCCUUGUAUGUUCCUGUAACCAUAUUUCUGUAUGCCUGUGUAUGUUUCAGACAGCGUUUGAGGUUCUGGGCUUUGCCUCAGUCAUGUCUAACUGCUGGCUGCUGCUGCUGUCCCCUCGCGUCCAGGAGUUCUGUCUGGAGGGAGGGAUCAGCGGCAAGAACAUCAUACUCUUCGCCAUCCUGGUUGAGGUACAGUAUGAGGGAGGGGGUGUAGGUUUGGGGAGCUUUCCUGGUGGAGGUACAGUAUCUUGUUCAUAACAGUACAGUAUAUGUUUCAUCGCAGUUGUCAUCAUCUGCCCAACCAACAUAGGUGAGGGCAGCAGGUGUCAUAGAAAUAUUUGACUCAAAAGUAGUCAACUCAAAAAUAUUUCUCAAGAGACUGGAGCUUGUGAAUCUAAAAAUUAGACUUUUAUUAUUUGCAUAACAAAGCCGAGCUUGCUCCAUGGAGCAACUGCUUGCCCUGAACCGGAGCUGUCCUUUUAUACAGACACAAAUGCAUAGUCAACAUACAUAGUUACUCCUCUCUAAGUGAAUGAAUAACAUCUUUUCAUUAUCACAUGUUGGCUACUCACGGGGGCUACUUGCGCUUCUCUAAAUGGGUCCUCUGUAUCUUAUUAGUGGCGUGACUCAAAAUAUUAUGUACAUACGUACAUUAAAGAACAAUCACACUCUGUAUUGACUAUAUUCACUAUCCAGACAUAUAUCUGAAGUACAAAGUAUCCAUCAUGUUCAUUCUGUUUUACCUUUAUCAUUUCAUAACACAUUAUAAAACAUAUCAAUUAAUACUUAAACAUGGUUUAAACAAGUCAUCCAUAACCCAUUCUCAACCACAUACAUUUAAGCAUUUAUAAUUUACCAUCCUCCCUGGCCCUUGAGAUUAUGUGCAUGUGGCUAUGUGUCAGGUCAUAAGCACAAACAAAUGAUAACACUAGUUCCAUUGUUACUCCAAUCUCCACACAGACACCACGAGGAGUUGUAUCUCCAUCACAUGUCAUUGACAUACCCAGACCAGCUACAGGGAGUUUAUGAAAAGCACAGAAAUGUCUCUGCUCUGUCUCAACCCUUCAACUGGUUCUCAAUCCAUAAGCAUUUAAGGUAUAUAGGUGUUUCAUUCUACCAUACAGGUAGCCUAGCGGUUAAGAGCGUUGGGCCAGUAACCGAAAGGUCGCUGGUUUGAAUCCCAGAGCGGACUAGGUGGAAAAUCUGUUGAUGUGCUCUUGAGCAAGGCACUUAACCCUAGUUGCUCUGGAUAAGAGCGUCUGCUAAAUGACUAAAAUGUGUGUGUUUGUUUAUCAGCAUGUCCUGAUCCUGGUCAAGAUGAUUCUAGCCUUCAUGAUCCCAGAUGAGCCUGACUGGGUCAGAAUCAAGAGGGAACAAAUCGAGUUUAACUCUAUGCAAGCUCUAGGGCAGCAGGUAAGAAUGAUCUAAUCACUAAUAAUAUAGAAAAGCCCUGCCAGUUACUGGAACAAUCAGGUAUCUGACAAUCAAACAUCUCCUUUUGACUCUUACAGAAGCUAUGAAGGCUAUGGAGCCCCUGUGGGAGAGUCUGAGUGUCCUGUUGCCCUUCAAGUGUUGGUCUGGACUAGGGGGCUCAUUAGAAUCAGUUGCCAUGACGAGGGUAGAGAGGAGGAUAUAAAGACACAUAUACCCUGGAAACAGCCAGUCUGAGAAGCUCUCUCAGCAUCUCCCUCUCGAGGACUCCCUCUACAGGCAUAAAUACAGUUCAGAAAGGAAACACCAGGUAUUCGUUUAACCAUUUAAUAGAACAGAUUAACAAUACAUUAGGUCUUGGCAAUAGGCUCUGCUCCUUCAGGGUAGCUCACUGCCAGAGCAAAGUGUCAACAUAUAUUAAAGUAACUACAGGUGUGCUAUACCAAUCCACCUGCAGGAAGGAAAACAGAACCAAACAGGUGGAGGUUGGGGUGGUGGUGGUUUGGGUGGUGGUGGGCAGCAAGAAAAACAAACGCAAACUAGCAGUAGCAGCAAGCGGCAGCAGAGGAUGUCUGAGCAGAACCUGGUCAGCUGAAAUAGAUCGCCAUAUUAAGGUAGAAAGCGUUGUUAGCAUCUGAUUGGUACAAUCUUUGCUGAUGCAUCAGCUGAUGCAGACACUCGGGUUUUCCUUCUGAACCGGCUUUGCUUUAUAAGUCAUGGGAGAUACUAGAGGCAGGGGCCAGGGACUGAAGGGAAACCCAAUGAAGAGCUAGGAGUUUUGUUCUUUGUGUUAAUGUAGCUUUGCAGCUUCAGGUGUCUGAGAUUUCUUGAAAUACUGGGUAGCUUUGGACUUUGUGUGGGGCACAUACUAUGCAAGUAUUUAAUUUGCUCUAUAAUUACAUAAGUGCAAUUGUAUUUUUUUACAUUUUCGCCACAGUGGUUUACGUACUUUCACAUCAUGAGUGUUACAUUGUACGCUUCAGGCACAUUACAAACCUACUAAGAUCACAUGAUAAAUUACUUGAAGAUUUUACAAAAAACAUAAGGAUUAAUGAUUAACUUGAUUUUGGAAUAUAUACUAUUUUCAUAUGUAUCUUUUAAAAUGGAAGAUUUAGAAGAGAUGCUGUGUUGGAUGAAUGUAGAUGGUUGUGUUCAGCCAAAUAAACUAAACAGCCAAAUCAUCACAAAACUGUAGGCUACUUCUCUUUCUUGCUCUAGUC